This is a messenger RNA of Olea europaea var. sylvestris, 746 nucleotides long. RefSeq lists its product as uncharacterized. NCBI's taxonomy places the organism in Eukaryota, Viridiplantae, Streptophyta, Magnoliopsida, Lamiales, Oleaceae. The coding region runs from base 380 to 526 and encodes 48 amino acids. The record is from RefSeq and is a predicted model, not a curated record. The transcript is spliced from 2 exons.
ACCGACUUCGUGAAGUCCAAUAGAUAGUCAGCAAAAUCCAAUCUAUUCCCCGGACUGCAGCUCCAGAGAUCUCUUAACCUUACCCCAGAAUCGGUUAUCCUCCGGACACAAACCUAUUCAGCCAUAGAUGCCACUUUUGGAGAAUCAAGAAAGGGUUUGAAAAUUUCAACCGUGCUUUGAUUAUUCAUUCCACUUGAAGAGAAUCAAGAUAUUGUGUGUUGUUUCUUUGGAAUGAUUUCUCGGGGUUUCGAAUUUGCAAAAUGGAGCUCAGGAAUUGUUCUUGAUAUGGGUUUGCUUUAAAAUCAGCAAGAAUUUCAAUUUGGUUUGAUUGUUUAUCAAAUAAAAGUGUGAACUUGAAAAGAUUUGGGACAAAAAGACAAUGGCAAUGCCAUGGAAUAUGACAAUUUGGAUGGCAAAGAUGAUAUGGCUGGCACUGAGUAAUUGGGUGGUUUCUUGUGUAAGUGUUGCUGAUGAAAUUGCUAAUUCUCUGAGAACUGGGGAAAUUAGCCCUUUCCAUGUUGGUUGAUCCAAGAAAUGGCUAUGAAUUUAGCUUAUUUUCUGGUUUGAUCUUUUCAACUAACAAUUUUUAUUUUUUAUUUUUUAUUUUUUUAUUGGGAAUGUAGUUAAUGUUGAUAGGCUUAGUUGACUUGUAUCAACGUGAAUAGUAAUUUGAGUGUUUGCUGAUGUAAAUUUUGAAUCUUUGAAUGAGAAAUGGAAGGUUACAUGAUCUAUAUUUAUGGAGAGUA